AUGGCCGAGGUACCGCCGGGGCCUAGCAGCGUCCUCUCCCCGCAGGGGGACACGCUUUCCCCCUUCCCCGGAGGAGGAGGAGGGGGAGCUGCUUCCUCCUCUUCCACCUCCUCGGCUGCCGCCGCCUGCACCGGGGCCCAGGACGAGGAGGCCGAAGAGGAGGAGGAAGAGGAGGGAUCCACCGGCGGAUGGGAGCAGCAGCGAGGAGGAGGCAGCAGCGACGGCGGCAAGGGGGGGCAGCAGCAGCACCGCCUCUACCACCACCAUUCCCCGCACCACAACCACCAGCUCAACGGCCUCAUCAGCCCCGAGCUGCGGCACCUGCGAACCUCCCUCAAGAGCAAGAUCCUCAGCUCGGAGGCAGGGGCAGCCCCCGAGGGGCUGGAGAACAAGCGAGCCAGCAAAACAAUGGGCUCCGGACAGCAACAGCAGUCAUCGCUCCCGACCACAACACCGUGCUCAUCCCCCCUUAACAACCACCUCCCUCCCCAGGGAAGGACUGCACCCUCUCCUCCUCCUUCUCCCCCAGCAGCAGGGGCAGCGAAAGGGGACAUGAGCCAGCCUGCUGCCACAACUACGACUGCUGCUAAGACUGCAGCCCGCAAUGGACUGGCAGGAGGAACUGGCUUGGAGGAGGAAGAGCAGGAGGAGGGGGAUGAAGGAGGGGAGGAGGAGGAGUCGCUGCUGCUACUCUCCAGGUCCUUAGAAGCAGCUUGCAGUUUGAAAGGCUCGGGAACGGACUCUCAGCCCGAGGAGGACCUAACGAUACGAUACGUCCGAUAUGAGUCAGAGCUGCAGAUGCCCGAUAUCAUGAGACUGAUCACCAAAGAUCUGUCUGAACCCUACUCCAUUUACACAUAUAGGUAUUUUAUCCACAACUGGCCACAACUUUGCUUUUUGGCCAUGGUAGGUGAGGAGUGUGUAGGUGCCAUCGUCUGCAAGCUGGAUAUGCACAAAAAGAUGUUCCGCAGAGGUUAUAUAGCCAUGUUAGCAGUGGAUUCCAAAUACAGAAGAAAAGGAAUUGGUACAAACUUGGUUAAGAAAGCUAUUUAUGCUAUGGUUGAAGGAGAUUGUGAUGAGGUUGUAUUGGAAACAGAAAUCACAAAUAAAUCUGCUUUGAAACUUUAUGAAAACCUUGGUUUUGUGCGAGACAAGAGGCUGUUCAGAUACUAUUUAAAUGGAGUUGAUGCACUGCGUCUUAAACUGUGGCUGCGUUAAAAGAAACCAUCACAUCAAGCAACUGACAUCCCAACAGCGCAGAGUUGUCCUUUGCAUGCAAUGCAAUUUGUACAAAAUUGCUUUGCGGGUGGACUUUAGUACUUUCCAUGCAGCUCUUUCUGUCAGUGUCUCAUUGAGUGUCGCACAUAUUUGUUGCACUUUGGCAUGGCGCAUUUGUUGAGAAUUAAAUCCGAUUGUUUCAAACUUCCAAGUUCUUUUGGUACCAGAGAGAUGUGCCAGUUGAUAGCCAAGUUCAUUCAUUUGCAAGUCUACUGACUCUAUUACAUACACAGUGAACAUUUUAUCAGAGAACCUGUCUGUGGAACAUUACUUUUGGU
Indicator indicator is the source of this 1556-nucleotide messenger RNA. RefSeq names its product N-alpha-acetyltransferase 30, NatC catalytic subunit (gene NAA30). Bases 1 to 1218 code for a protein of 405 amino acids. Gene Ontology annotation, biological process: N-terminal peptidyl-methionine acetylation. The record is from RefSeq and is a predicted model, not a curated record. The transcript is spliced from 4 exons. Gene Ontology annotation, cellular component: NatC complex. NCBI's taxonomy places the organism in Eukaryota, Metazoa, Chordata, Aves, Piciformes, Indicatoridae. Gene Ontology annotation, molecular function: protein-N-terminal amino-acid acetyltransferase activity.